Molecule: messenger RNA, 1942 nt
Organism: Macrobrachium nipponense
Lineage: Eukaryota; Metazoa; Arthropoda; Malacostraca; Decapoda; Palaemonidae
Gene: Ada3
Product: transcriptional adapter 3-like
Exons: 11
Coding region: 132-1598 (488 amino acids)
Biological process (GO): regulation of transcription by RNA polymerase II
Cellular component (GO): SAGA complex
Molecular function (GO): transcription coactivator activity
Source: RefSeq, a predicted model, not a curated record
AAUUCAUCGGGCAACAUUCCCGGGCUCAUGGUGUGGUACUUGAAGGAACCUUAACAAAUAUCGAAUAGUAGCAUAGUAAACAAACUGCUAGUUCUAGUUGUCAAUGGCUCUCGUUACAACAAUAGGGAAUAAUGCCAUCAUCUCCUAGUAAAUCAAAAAGUAUCCACAAAUCUUCUGGGAAAUUGUUCCGGCAUAAAGAUAAGGAACGGUCAGGAAGUAGUGGGAGCAAUAACGGAAAUAAUAGUGGAAGCAGUUCCACACCAAGUAGCAGUAGUAGUAGUAGCAAUAGUACCAGUAAGCGGGAUGAUCCCAUGGACUUGAAGGAGUGUCCUCUUACUCUACCUGUUGUUGGCGCUCUUGAUCAUCAACGUUCACUUCCACGGUACACUGCUUUGGUGAAUGCAGAGGGAGUAUCAAUGGAAGAAUUAGAUGGCCUACAGUUAGAGCUAGAACUCCUGUUGUCAUCAGUUCUUGUGCGCCAGAUGUCUCUUAAUAAUCAACUCGGUAUUAUUCAUCAGUUAGAAAAAGGAAAAUAUGUUCCCAAGACUGCUAUAUCCCCUGGCAAAAAGAUAAAACGAGAAGAUGGCGAAAGGCCUCCAAAGAAAAUGAAAGAUUCAAGUGGAAAAGCAAGAGACAUUUUAUCAUCCCCUGGUCCUCCACCUGGAAUAAAGCCACCAAAGGUAAAAUGUUCUGUCCUCAAAUAUGAACCAGUAUUUGAUGUUCCUGAUCUGGGCCCACCAGAGCAACCCAAACCACCACCCCCAAAGAACGACAUUACAAAUCGCUUUUGGGCAAAUGUGGAACAGUAUUGCCAAGAAAUUACUGUUGAUGAUAUAAAGAUGCUAGAGGACUUGAUUAACAACCCAAAUGAUGACAGCGAUUACUACAAGAUACCUCCAUUAGGUCGACACUAUACAUUACGCUGGGCGCAGGAGGACUUGCAGGAUGAACAAAAAGAAGGUGUCAAGCUAGCUGAAGGAAAGAAGAAAGGCAUAAAAAGUGAACCUCUUAAUUCUGAUGUUUCGGACAAGCUGCUAAAAGAAGUUGAUAUGAAUGGGUGUAGUGAUGAUGUUGCACCACUAGGACCAAUAACACAAAGAUUAAUUGCUGGUUUAGUGGAAGAAAAUGUGCUAGUCUCAGAUAUUGAAAACAAAGGUGUUGAUGGAUUAGGUCAUACACGCCCAGGAUUAAUAAAGUCCCUCAACCUUGGGAGUGCCUCAAGUUUGGAGAAAAGAAUAAAGAAAGAACUGCAGGAACAAGGUGUAAUGGAAAUGGAUUAUGGAAAUGAGGAUGAUGAUGAUGAGAUUUUGUCAGAACUGAGACGCUGCCAGGCAGAACUCCGUGCAGUGUCAUCUCAUAAUGUAACACAGCUUAGUCGACUGCUGACUUUGGCCAGGGAGUCCUUGGUUCGACAUGACCUGAAAAAGAAACUCAGAGAUGCAGAACAGAAGGUACUGGAGGCUUACCGUGUUAUUGCAGCUGCACGUCAAAAAAAGAAGACCCCCUCCAAAAAGGAUAAAGACAUUGCAUGGAAAGCUAUAAAGGACCGUGAAGUAAUUGUACGUCAACUAGACCUUGCAUCUAAUAACAAUUGCUAAUAUAGUUUAAAAAGAUUUUAGUUAGAAGUAAAAGUAAACAAUACAUUUUUUAAGUAUUUAAUGUUACAAGUAGAUUCAUGUUCUUCAUUCAAGUAUUUCUUAAAAUGCAAAAAGUUAUAUAUACUUUAUUUUAUGCGUACAUUAACCCCAUAUCUUUCAUUCAGUUGUGAAAAGUUUGGUUGCAUUGUGCCUCCAAUCUUUGUAAAUUUAAAACAAAUUUAUUAUAUACAAUGUAAAUUUCAUUGUUUUUAGCAGCAGCUUUUGUCUGUAUCAAUUCUUAUUGUCCUGUGUAUCAGUGUGUAAAGUACUGUAAUACUAAUAAAAACAAUGAGCUUCCAUAAUAA